Molecule: messenger RNA, 572 nt
Organism: Daphnia magna
Lineage: Eukaryota; Metazoa; Arthropoda; Branchiopoda; Diplostraca; Daphniidae
Exons: 3
Coding region: 126-572 (148 amino acids)
Source: RefSeq, a predicted model, not a curated record
CACAGAAAACAAAAAAGCCGGGGCGCCCGUCAAGUCAGUGUCCGGCAGUCCUUCAGUGUGUCCAGCAGCAAUUUCCAAUCCGUUUGAGCGAAAGUGUUCCAUUUGCUUCUUUGGCUACGUGGAAGAUGAACAUCUCCGCAUUUUGCCGUUCAUUCGCCAUCGUCGCCGCCCUUUUACUCGCCUCAGGGUACUGCGCCGAAGAUGUAACGGGAAGCGAACCACCGACUUCUGAAGCCGCCACGACUCCAGUGACGGAGGAGAAUAGUGUUGGAACACAAACGGUGACGACCUCGUCAAUGCAAACACUUGGCUUGGAUGUCACGGAUGCCUCUACUGCUGAUUCAUCACAAUCACCAGAGAAUAACAAUCAAACAGAAACUGAUCUAGCAAGAUUGCUCUCACCACAGACGAUCGCCACGAAUCAACAGGAUGCGGCUUCACCUGAGCCAUCUGUUAGCGGUUCUCCAGUAGAAGGAACAACUUUGGCGAUUCUACCGGAGACGACCGUGACCGUUCAAUCAACAAGUUCCACGACAAUUAGACUGACAGAGGAAACCGAUAUCGACGUCUAG